UGCCGACAGUUUUUUGACAUUCAACAUUUUUUUAUUUUCACGUUUUUUUAUCGAUGCAACAGCAUGAGACCGCGUGGAUAAUGUUUAGUCUUUUAAUUUUAAGUAUUUUAUGUAUUCUAUUUUAAUUUUUGUUUAAAAAAUGUUGCCUUCAGCUGAAGACAUAAUAAUUAAUGAAUUAAGAUUUGAAAAUUGUCCGCAAGAAGUAACUCAAGACGUACAGUUAAAAAAUAUUUUAUUGGAAUUAGAAAAAACCGUGAAAGAAUUGGAACAAAAAAAGUUCAUAAAAGAAAUUGUCGAAAUUUAUUUAAAUAGUGUGAAAGUUAACCAAGAAAAUGUGGAAGCAAAAAACUGUUUUUUAGAGUUUUUUACUAAGUUCAAUUCAAAAAAAGUGUUAAAGAAGUAUUUGCAGGAUGUUGUAAAAAAAUCUGAUAUAAUAAUUCCAUUAAUUGAAGGAACAACAAAAGAGAUUUUAGAUGCAGCAAAAAACAAAAAAUGUAAUAUUAAGCAGUGUGCAGAUUUAUUAAACUUUGUGUAUUAUAUGCAGAAUUCUGCGAAGUUUGACUAUGAACAAGCUAUUAAACAUUUAUUUCCUUUAUACUACAUGGUUUUUGAAGGUUUUGUGUACCAUUCAAAGUCUGACUUUAAACAAGUAGCGUCAAUAUUAGAAGAACUGUUUGCCUUGUUAAAUGUACUUUUAAAACAGGUUUUAUCAAUUUUUGUAAAAAAGGUUCCAUAUAUUGAUGAUGUGUCAAAAGAGUACAGUGUCAAUCUUAUUUUAUUAUCUCAUGCAGUUAUAGUACAUAAAAAAGUCGGAUUUGAUAUUAAAAUUAAAGCAGGAUUAAUUUUGACACAUUCCUUUAUUGUAAUUCCAGAUAAUUUUUCCAGAAACUUUAAAUAUAAAGAAUGUCCUUCUCUAGAGCUACUAGAAGAAUAUAAUAAGAAUAAAUUUACUUUAGGAAAAAAAGAAUUGGCUGUUUUUAGGGAAUCAGAACAAUUAGCCAUUAUUUAUGCAUCAAUUUUGAAUGUUUUGCCAAAGGACAAAUUAUGUCAAAUAGAAAUAAACAAUGAAACUUUAUUCUGUGUACUGUACAAUGGUCUCAUGGAUUGUGCAAAAAGAACAACCAGUAUUCCUCCUGUAAUAGUGGAAAUUAGUAGAACGUUGUCUUUAAUAAGUAAACACAUGAAAGACAUACCACUGAAUUUAAUAGAACCUCUAUUUUUUCAAGCUAUUUCUUUUAUCUGGUCCCACAUUGGGCACUUUGUAGAUGGUGUAAGAAAUAAUACUAAACUGUUUUUUAUUGAAAUGGUUGGUGUGGCAGCUUACCAUAAAGCUAAUGAAUGUCAUACAUUAUCAGAUAAUCUCUUAGUGAACGUUAAACAUUUAAGUAACACACACACUCUGAAAUUUUUGGCUCUUGAAUAUAUAGCCCUGAACAUGGGUUGUGUAUAUUUGUUAGAACAUUUCUCCACUGUUCCAGAAGAUCUGCUUAAAGUUAUUUCAGAAUUCACCAUAUCUGAAGAGGUAUGUAAGUGUUAUAUGGCAUUAAUGGAAAAAUAUUACGAAGAGGUAGAUAAUGAAACAUGGAUGACCACAUGGAUUUCGCCUGUUACCAAUUGUUUGUCAAAAUGCGCUCAUUGCGCCCCAUUAUGUCAAAAUAUAUUAACUAGAGCUUUUCAGAUAUAUCCUACUGUUUUACGAAAAAUUUUCUCAAAUGAUCACGUUGGGGAUCUGCAUGAAUACAGGGUUCUAUUAAAAUGUCUUCAAUAUGCCCGUGCAACUAGUACGGAAUUAGCUCUGGAAAAAAAUGAAGAAACUGGUUUUUAUUGGAGAGGUUUAAUUGAGAAACCAAAAUUAGAAAAUUUUAUGAUAUAUUCGGAUGAAGAAAUAAGAAUAUCAGUAUUAGCAGCUUUAGUUGAUUGUCAAAAAUCGACAGAAGUUUUCCUUAACUGGGAGCUGAAUUUUUUAUUAAAGUAUUUACAGUACAACAUAACCUCACAAAUCCCACAUUUUCGUAAGCAGAUUGUUACGUAUUACAAAAAGGCACUCGCAAGGUUCAACGCUGGUUUCUACGUCAUCCAAAGAAAUAUCUCAAUCUUAGAAAAAAGGGUGGAAAACUUAGAACCAACUGAUGAAGCAUUCCAAGUGCUUACGGUUUACCAGGAGUUAAGAGUAGCUUAUAGAACUUUCAUAGAAACUUUUACUAAAUUUUUAAUUUCUAAUUUAACAUUUGAUUCGAAUUAUCCGCGUCGUUCCGUAAGUUUGGAAUUGCUACUUAUAAUACAGACAUUAAGACCAGUAGACGAUUGGCAAAGCCUUUGGACAGAGGAUGAUGUAAAGAACUGUCACAGCAUUCUGUUUGAUAGUUAUGAAAGUAAUAAGAAAAUGGCGGCUGCAUUGCUAAAAAAUCUACCUGCUAGUGCUAUUGGUUUUACAAAUAUCGAAUUUACAUUCAAAUAUAUGCAACGUUGUCUUAAUAUCGCCUUGGCUAUUAAACCAAGUAAAACGCUGUCGGCAGCAUAUUUACUCGAAAUUUGUGCCCAUUCUCCAUUUUUUUACGACAUAGUACAAUAUGGCCAAAACGAGACUGACACAAGACAAAUCCACAAUCCAAUUUUGGACAUGCUUGUUGUUUUGACCGGAAAGCUGAUUACUCAAACUAAUAUAGAAGUCGAUGUUUGUAACCCAAAAGUUGCUAAUUAUGGAAUUUUGCAAAGUAUUAGGCAUCUUUUACAAAGCAGAGACAUGAGUAAAAACAACGAUGCAUGUUCAGGAUUAUUUGAACACCUCACCACAAUAUGCCUUAAUCUCAAAGACCACAUUAUGCCAAUAGUAUGUAAUCCUUCUCCUGAAGGUUACUUACCUGAUUACGGAGAAAUAAUUUGCGAGAGUACCGAGUCUGCAAAAUCCCAAAUAAUUUUGGUAUACUCUUGGAGAACAAUGAAGGAAAUGACUUUGUUGCUUGCUGAAAUUAUUAGACAGACUGUGAAAUUAGAAAAUUGCUUCGAAAUGUUAGGGGAAAGUUUUAUGAUUAAAAUUGGGGAAUUUUUUCUAGACGUUUUCAUAGCUACUAAACACAGAGGAGUUUUUGAACAAGCUUACGUUGGAUUUUCUGUUAUUUGUGAAUCAUUCUGGACAUCAUCAAAUCCGAAAUUGAAUUGUCUUCCAAAAGCAUGGUUAAAAGACGGGUUGGCGCUUUGUACAGGAGAAAAAAAGUCUGAUAAAUUAUGUGCUACAAGAAGAAGUGCUGGAUUGCCAUUUUUAAUACUUUCUAUUUUGAGUUCAGAGCCAAUUUUUGACCAACUUCGUUUUCACAAUUCAAUCACAAAACUUUUGAUAGCUUGUGAAAGCUUUAGUGAUAUCAACACCGAACAUCGAAUGCACUGUAUGAACGUUUUGAGAGCCAUGUUUCGACAUAGUCGACUUGGAGAAAUGGUGUCCUCGUAUAUAGGCAAGGGAGUUAUUGUUGCAAUCAGUGGCUUCAAGAGCGACAAUUGGAGUAUUAGAAACUCUGCGACACUUUUGUAUGCCGCUUUGAUAACCAGAAUGUUUGGCGUGCAAAGGACCCACGAUUCUGAUGACGUGUGCUUGAAAAACCGGUUAACUGUCAGAGUUUUUUUCAUGCGAUAUCCGGAGUUGUUUCAGUUUUUGCUGGAGAAAUUGACAGAAGAAAGCAGCAAAAGUGAUAGUCUGCUCUUGCAUCCAGUUUUAAUGAUACUUGCCAGGCUGUAUCCUUCACACUUUGAGGAAUAUAAUACCCAGAUGGACAAAUAUGUACCACAUCUGACAACGUGUCUGUCAAAUCCGGUGUUUAGAACAAGAGAACUGGCUGCUAGAGCAUCAGUUUCUUUCAUAAAAUGUGAGCAUGUUCCUAGUCAUUUAGAUAAUAUUUUUAAAAUUUUAGAAGACACCAAUAUUAAUGAUAACCAGGCUCACGGUAUUUUAUUACAGAUUUUAUAUACUCUAAAAUCCAAUAAUGUGCCGGGAGCUCCAAUUACAAAUUACAUUGAAAACUCACUUCAUUUAUUGAAAUUAGUAGGAAAGAAAUUUAGUCACAUGACAGCUUCGCUGUUCAUGGAAGUCAUUAUGACAAUUUUAUUGAAAUACUCAAAUUAUGAAGAUUUACAAAUGCUAAAAACCAUUGCAAGCAUAUUAUCUAAACAAAUAACCUCGGAUCUCAUACCAACAACAUCAAUGUCAAAAUGUUCAGAAACUAGAAUGUCAUUACUUCUGUUCAUAAUAAUCAACAAAUUCGAAGAAAGUGAUUUAACUUUUUCAACCAUAACCAAUCAGAUCAUGUGUCAACUAUAUGGACACAAUGUAGAAAUGAAAAAUUACUGCUUGAAUCUGUUAAUAUAUCUCAACGAAUGUAACAGUGGAAUUAAACACCCUUUAUAUAAAAUGGAAGAACUUCAAAUCCCUAUAGAAAUAGUUACACUAGUUGAUAGUUUUGAAAAAUCUUCCAUAAUGAAAAUUUUAACGAAUACUCAUCAGUAUCUUAAGUAUUUUUUGACUGAAGAAAUUAAACACCAACAUUAUAUUAGGAUAGAGGACCAAGUGAUGGUUUUCAUUUUAUUAAAUUAUUAUCCUUGUGUUACUAAACAUAUUAAUUUAAGCAAGCAAGAGACAUUGAAUUUUUUGAUUAAAUUGUGUGGCUGUGAUAACGAAGAACUUAUUAGUGCUGUGGUUAGUUGUAUAAGCACUUUUUUAUUCCAAGUGGACUACAAUGUUUUGAAAUAUGAACAGUUAGUGCAAGUGUUGGUUGAGAGUGCUUCGCCUGCAGCAAGCGAUUACAGGAGGUUGGCAGUUUCCGAGUUAUUGGUCAAAAAUUACAUUUUAUUCUGCAACGAGGAUAAUAUUUUAAUUGGUGAUGACCUUCCUAUGGUUUUACAUAUUGUUAUGGUUCUACUAGAAGAUGAUGAUGUAAUGGUUAGAAAUAGUAUGAGCGAAUUUGCAACAGUCCUGAAAGUCAGAAUUACACUUAGCAAUAAUUCAAAACAAACCUUUUCUGGUCAACGAUGGUCUGUAAUGCCAGAAAAGGCUCGUGAAGAUUUACUAACAUUAGCCUCGAUACUACUUCCAACAGAAAAGGCUGUUUGUUUUUUAUUUUCUUGGACUUGUCGUCAUUUUCCUGAUACUUCCAAUGACGCAUCCGAGGUAUUUGAACGUGGUGAACUCAACUCAUAUGCUGAAAACGUUCCAUUCCUAACUCACUGCAAUAAAUUACUCCAUGAUCUUCUUUGGACCCUAGAAGACGGUCUCAACUACGAGGAUAAGUCCAUCUUUAUCGAGGAACAUACCCUUAUGGUUACAACGGUUCUUUUGGACUCAAUUUUAAAACAUCCUUCUCCAAUGAUGUUAUACAAAACUAAAGUGUCUGUGAUAUGUGCUCUGAAAUCGACGGUGAAAUUUUUAGAACGAGUCGAAAUUAAUAAUAAUUUUAGAAACGAUUUUAGGACUUAUUUAAAUGAGACGAUUGUAGGGUAUCUGACUAAACAUGUAGAACACACUGAUCUGUUUAGUGUCAAAUGGAUUAUUAAACACAUUUAUGAUCCGAUAUUGAACCCUGAAACCACAUGAUGAAAUCCAAUUGCAUAUUAUUUGUUAUUCAAAGUUUAUUCAACAUUCGACAAAUGACUUAAUUAUUUUAAAUCUCUCAAUACCAAGAGAAAAUGUUUAUUGUCUUCUUGACACACCGAUGUCUGUGUUCAAUGUCGACUUUUAGAAAACCUCAAUGGUCUGUCAAUUGUCAAGUAAUGUAGAAUAAACUUAAUUGUAUUAUGUGUAAAUCGACCAAACUUAAUUUUUAAGUAUUAUUAUUUUUUUUUCAAAUCUUCGGACUUUCUGAAAGACUGAUCCGAUUUUGUGAAACUUUAAAAUUUACACAACUUUGGGCUAAGCAGAAAGUUGUUUUUUGAAAAUAUUUGUGAUUGUUAUUUUUUGAAUGUCUUUUAUUGAAUUUUAUCAUCAAAUGUAAUUUUCUGUUUAUUGAAAUAUUUUAAUACACUAUUUAGAUAUUUUAUUUCUUUAUUAAAAUAACAAACGCUAAGAGAAUUUCUGUAAGAGCACAAUGCAAAAUUGAAUUAUUUUUGUUCCGCUUACUAUAUUGGGUGACAACUUAAAAAAUCGCAAAGGAUAAAUCUCAUGAACUAAAGAUGAUAUCAGAAAAGUAAAACAAUUUAUUUUAUUCUUCUGGACUAAAAAUAUUUAAAUCAGAUAAAAAUAACAUCUUAUGUUAAAAUAAUUUUUUAAUUAUUAUGUACUAUUAAUCACCAUCUGUAGAGUAAAACAUAUCUUUAAAAAGCAUUUUUUACUAUUAUUUAUUUUUUGAUUUGUUGAGGGAGGUGCUGUAUAGGGGGUUGAUGGGGUGAGUUUUAUAUUUUGUCAUUUAAGUUCCCCUUCAUAUGGUAAAAACGGUUUUAAGCAUUUUCUAAUAUCAUCUUUUGUUCAUGGGAUGUGGAUAUAGCCAUUGUAAGUUUUUAAAUUAUCACCCUGUAUAAAUCAUUAUAAUAUACAGUCUGUUCGCUAUACUUACGCGGGUUUCGGAUUAAAAAUUUUAUGAGUAUUUCCAGGUAAGUACCCGAAAGUUUGACCUGUUCUUUGGGGAAAUAUCAACUGGUUAAAUGAAAUGAAAAAUAAUGUACAACUUUUUAAUUAAAUAAUAAUGAAGAAUCUUUUGUAUAAUUGAGAGCAGAAUUAAACUUCUUCAUUAAUGGAGUCUAAUGUGGCUAUUAUAAACCUAAUAAUAAUAAUUUUAUAUUGCACUUCACACAGAAAAUAUGGUCUAUGUAUAAUAAGAGGGUUAUUUAGCUCAAAUAAAAUAUUUUCUAACAUAAAAAUUUGUUCCAUGUAGAGAUUUUCAAAUGAAAAAUAAAAAAAUUGAACUUGCCAACAAAAAUGAAAAUCGGUCAUUAUCAUCCAAAAUAUCAUAAUCGUCGUCAUCAUCAUUGACUAUAGAUUAGUGAUAAAAAUAUAGAAAAUCACUAACCAUUAAGAUAUUAUAUUUAAACAAAGAUUUAGAUAAUGUAGUGACAAAUUCUUAUUCACAGAGAUUUACUAAUUCAAAUUUAGAUGGUUUAUUGCAUAAAAUUUAU
Molecule: messenger RNA, 7092 nt
Organism: Psylliodes chrysocephalus
Lineage: Eukaryota; Metazoa; Arthropoda; Insecta; Coleoptera; Chrysomelidae
Source: the annotation of a GenBank genome assembly